This is a messenger RNA of Neurospora hispaniola, 2869 nucleotides long. RefSeq lists its product as uncharacterized. Bases 295 to 2841 code for a protein of 848 amino acids. Gene Ontology annotation, molecular function: RNA polymerase II cis-regulatory region sequence-specific DNA binding; DNA-binding transcription factor activity, RNA polymerase II-specific. NCBI's taxonomy places the organism in Eukaryota, Fungi, Ascomycota, Sordariomycetes, Sordariales, Sordariaceae. Gene Ontology annotation, biological process: regulation of transcription by RNA polymerase II. The transcript is spliced from 2 exons. Gene Ontology annotation, cellular component: nucleus. The record is from RefSeq and is a predicted model, not a curated record.
GAAAGAUUGCAAACGGUCUCCAGCUCUGUGGGAUGUCAUCUUCAUCGCGGGUUUGCUUCAAUUUCGUAUUUGCAGUCUCGAACGUCAUAGCGGUCUGUCCGCCAUGCACCUCGCUGGGGGUGGCCAGAUACCCGGCUAACAGCAGAACGCUGUAGACACUGUGUCGCAGCGUGCUCGGUUGCGAUAGUGCGCUAACUCGCGCUCACUGCAUCACGCAGUCAGGGCAGUCACAAAACUCGCAGACGCCCUCUCAUAAGAAAAUUUCACUGCAACUUGAGCGCGCGCGCCCUCAUCAUGAGUGAACCAGACGCAGAAUCGUCGCCCAAGUCUUCGGAGCCUCAAGACGAGGGCGCUCAUAGCAUUCCAUCAAAUGACACACGUCCUCCGUCUCCGAUCGUGUCGCCAUCAGAGGCACCGCCGGCAGACACCGUCUCGUCGUCAACAAAUGGCGUAACCACGCCCGUAGCCGCCGCGAGCGGUGUGCCGCCGUCACCCUCUCCGGCUCCUGUCAGUCCGGCCGCUGCCACAACCGGUCCUCCACCAGAUCCAAUCUCUGCGGGAAGUCCCGGCUCCGAGGUUUCCAACUCUUCGGAUUGGGUCACAACCGAUUCAUCGCCGAGUCCAAACUCCACAAGCAGUCCCGGUCCCGAUCUUGGUCCUUCUUCAGACCCAACAUCCGGUCACGAACCAAAAGAAGAACAACAACAACAACAACAGCAACAUGAACAGUUGCAAUCGCCAUCGCCGCGCCCAGAUUCGUCCGAGGCCGUCGACGCCAACUCUAAUGCCAAGCAGCUACCUCCCCUCUCCUCCCUAAUCCCACCAGCCCCACAUCACGGCGAUCAGCCCGGGCCCGGCCCGUCCCACCCACACCAUUCGCACCCACAUCCACCACCACCGCCUCCUUCUACCGGUGCUCCGAGCGACGUAGUACCACCACAUGGCUUCUCAUUCCCUCCGACACCAGGCGGGCCACCGCCCGGCACUGGGCUUUACAUCCUCACCUCCGCUCCUCAUCCCUACCCAAACCCUCCGAUCCGGGUCUACCCUCCACCUCAGGCCUAUCCCGCGCCUCAGCCCUAUCCUGCUCCUCAACCUCAUCCCGGUCCCCAUCCUCAUCCCGCUCAUCAUCCCCCAUCAGCACCACUAGCUUCUGAUCUCCAAGUCCAUGCCACCCCCGAAGCUCAAGCCGAAGCCCAAUACAAGCAGAUUUACAGAUCACAAUACAGUCAAGCCCAUCCCAAUCAUCGUCCGCCACCCGUCUAUCACCAGGCACCGCCACCACCACCGCCGCCGCCGCCGCCGCUAUUCAUCUCAUCAUCAGGACAAGUUCCCGGAUCUGACGCCCCGUUUGGUUUCUACCGCUCGCCAGGCAAGGACCCGAAAGAACCGCCUAAGCCAAAGUUCUACCCGCCUUCUUCCAAACCGCUGUUCCAGAUACAGACGGGAAAGGCAACUAACUCGAAAUCGUCCAAACGAAACGGGGUGCAAUGGUACGCGUUGGUUCAAGGCAGAAGUGGAGGAGAGGGACAGCAGCAACAGCAGCAACAGCAACGGAAUCAACAACAGCAACGCCAAGGACAACCAACCAAGAUCAUCUACCAAGAACCCCCACCACGGCCAAGGCAACUCCAACAACUCCCACCAUCAGCUCCAUUACCACCUCAUCUCCAAGCCCAAGCUGAAGCCGAAGCGGCAGCCCGAUACAAGGAGAUCUACGGACCACGUUACUCCCAGUCCGCAGUCCUCAACAGAGCCCAAGCCUACGUCCAAGCCCAAGCUCAAGCCCAAGCCCAGCAAAACCAGAUGUACAGACCACCACCGGCACAACAACACGCCCAAGGCCAUCCAGCGCAAGUCCCGGCACCAGGCCAGAAUCCGGCCCACCAAUACGGACCGCAACAUGGCCAAAGCGCAAGCUAUGGCGGACCAGGGGUGUCGAGCGAGCAUCGCCCCUACCGGUGUGACGUCUCGAAUUGCCCGCUAAGUUUUGCUCGCAGUCAUGAUUUGAAGAGGCACAUGUUGGUGCAUUUCCCAGAAAAGCCGUUUGCUUGUGAGAGCUGUGGGAAGAGGUUUGGGAGGCAGGAUGCGCUUAAGAGACACAUUUUACAAACCACAAGAGGCUGCGGCUCCAAUUACACAAUCGAGAUUGGCUCAAGUCUAUCUCCGUCCCAGAUUUCAACACCAGAGUCAGGGGCCGCGAGAGACGCCGACGCCAACCAUGACACCCACAACACUCCGUCAGCAAACAGGAAUGGCAGUACCAACAGGGCAAGAUCACCAUCGGUAUUAAGUGACACGGAGCGGAAUCGCGGACGAGAUCGCCAACGAAAACGGAAAAGAGAUCACGAAGGAGGAGAAGACGGCACGGACACCGACAACGAUUACGAACCAUCAGCACGUGCAAGUCAAAGUCCGAGCCCAAAUCCAACUCAGCAGGGUCCGAGUCAAAGUCAAGGUCGGGGGGAGGAAAGCCAGACGCAAAGUCAAAGGGAGAAUCCAGCGAGUCAAAGGCAAAGGAAAAGCCCAAGUUAUCACAAACAACGUCAAAAAGAACUCCAAAGUCGAUGGGUUAUUGGCACGUCGCGCGCAAGUCAUGGUACGGCGGCGGCCGGGGAGGAAACUGCAGGGGCAGGGGCAGGGGCAGGGGCAGAGACAGUGGCAAGAGGAGAGGCAUUUGAAGUUCAAGGGAAAAGAACGGCGCCGGGGGCAUCAUCAUCAUUAUCAUCAUCAUCAUCAAAGCCAUCAUCACUACCCGUAACGCACGCCGGAAUUGAGCCGCCUGAUCCGGCGAUGGUCAAGGUGUUCAAGUCCUUUGUGUCUCAGAUACAAAAUUCGUAAAACAUGCAGAUACAAAUACAAAUACAAC